CGCUCCGCGCGCCCGUGCCGCAAACGAGUCCCACCCGUGCCGCAAACGAGUAUAGCCGGGCUGCCCGAGCUUCGGAACCUCGCACCGCAAGCCACGAGUUCGACGCCACCGGCUGCCCGCGCCACGAACAGCAGCCCAACAUGCACAAGGCAUAAAGCGCCAGCCGCUGGCAGCAGCCAUAUGGCCACCUACGCCAAGCCCACGCCCGGCGAGGGCGCGUAUAAAUCCCCAUGGCUACAGGCCCAUUUUGAUAAAUUGGCCUCUUUAAAGACGGGCAACGAAGGCCUCUGCCUGGCCGACGUCGACGGCAAGGGCGAAGGGUCAUUGGUCGUCGCCGACGCCACGGGCAAAUUGAGGGUGUUUUCAGGUGUAAGACAGCGCAGCGAGCACCCGAUCGCGUCGCAGGGCGAGCCCUGCGCCGUGACGAGCUUCUACGCCGACGACCGCUUGCCACGCGUGCCGGCCGUCGCCGUGGCGGCGGGUCCGCACGUUUAUGUUUACAGAAGUUUGCGACCGUUCGUGCGCUUCACUACACCACAAAUAGACAUAGACAAGAAGGAAAUCGACGUCUGGCGCCAGGACAGCGACGCGGCGGCGACGCGUUCAUUGUUGAGAUCCUUGCACGACGGCGGCGCGCGCCUGUCUCCUCGAUCCUUGGCCUGCCUGCCCAUGGAGGGCGAGCAGCUCGAGGACCAUGUGGAAAGAUGUAGGUCCAUCCCCUUCUCGACGCAGGACGUCGUCACGUGCCUGUCGUCCGUAAAGAAGUCGCUGGACGAGCCCGACGCGCAAGGCCUGUUGGUGAUCGGCACGGAGGCGAAGCUGUGCUUGGUCUUGGACCCGACCUGCACUAAUAUAACAGCGAGGGUCCGCCUUCCGAGCGCUCCGGUGGCCAUCAAGACGGCCGGCGUCUUCGACGUGGACUGGCGGGCUUAUGUCGCCUGCCGCGACGACCGCGUCUACACGCUGACUUCCGGGGAGCACAAAGGUUCAGUUGUCAUAAGAAGGCCGCAUAUUGAAUUGGAGACGGCCGUCGUCGGCGUCGCGCCGGGCGACAAGUGCGUCUACGUGGCGACCGCCGAUUCGAGCAUACGGUGCUUCGCCGCGAAAGCUAGAAAGCAGUUCACGCUCCACACGCCCGCACUUUAUCAGUGUGGAAAUCAACCUCGCGUCGAUGGCACCUGAGAGUCG
This is a messenger RNA of Pelagomonas calceolata, 1188 nucleotides long. Lineage: Eukaryota; Pelagophyceae; Pelagomonadales; Pelagomonadaceae. The record is from the annotation of a GenBank genome assembly.